AUGGAAUACGCCAAUGUAGCACGCGACGCACUCGCAUCGCUCCCUCAGAACCUCAGCUCAAUCCGCUCGAGCGACCGAUUCGCCAACCUGCGGCCCAUCAGCGAGUUCCUCGACUUCAGGCGCAUUAGCAAGCCUCAGGGCUUUGGUGAGGUUCAGUCGCGCAUCUCCUACAACUUAGGACGCUACUCGAGCAACUACUCUGUCAUUUUUGCCCUCCUGGCCAUCUAUGCGCUCAUCACGAACCCGCUGCUCCUCUUUGUUAUUGCUCUGGCUGUGGGCGGUAUGCUGGGUAUUGGCAAGCUUGCUGGUGAGAACCUGACGGUUGGUCCUAUCAGCUUGACUACGAGCCAGCUGUAUACGACGCUCGUGUGUAUUUGUGUGCCGCUUGGCUUUAUUGCGAGCCCAGUCAGCACCGUGUUUUGGCUGCUUGGCGCAAAUGGCUUCAUCAUCCUUGGUCAUGCUGCCCUCAUGGAGCCUCCUGUUGAAUCACAAUUUGAAGAAGUCCAGCAGGCAGUCUAA
Molecule: messenger RNA, 519 nt
Organism: Protomyces lactucae-debilis
Lineage: Eukaryota; Fungi; Ascomycota; Taphrinomycetes; Taphrinales; Protomycetaceae
Product: prenylated rab acceptor PRA1
Exons: 2
Coding region: 1-519 (172 amino acids)
Cellular component (GO): Golgi apparatus
Source: RefSeq, a predicted model, not a curated record